AUUCAUUUCAGUAGGCUAGCUCCGCCAUAGACUCACUGCUGUAAUGUCAUCGAAACUGGGGCGAGGAGAGUAGAACAGGAAAAGGGGGCGUGAACCACUGCAGCAAUUCACUGCCGCUCCAUUAAAUACCGGCAGUCAUUUCAUUUUUAAGUCGUAUCUGCUUUUCAACUAAAUAUAACCGUUGUCAAAUUAUAGUAUUGUAAGGGAUAGAAGAGCAAGCAUGGCGAAGCGGCAAGACACUAAGAAAUUCUUUGAGAAUCUCUCCGGUUCUGGAAAAUCCAUCGGCGUUCUGACGAGCGGAGGAGAUGCUCAAGGUAUGAAUGCCGCGGUCCGGGCUGUGGUCCGCAUGGGUAUUUAUGUGGGAGCCAAAGUAUAUUUCAUCCAUGAGGGUUACCAGGGUAUGGUAGAUGGUGGAGAGAACAUCGAAGAGGCUUCCUGGGAAAGUGUCUCAAGCAUGCUGCAAGUGGGUGGCACAGUCAUUGGCAGCGCCCGCUGCAAGGAGUUCCGCAGCCACGAGGGCCGUCUGAAGGCUGCCCAUCACCUGGUGCAGCACGGCAUCACCAACCUGUGUGUGAUCGGGGGGGAUGGCAGCCUCACCGGCGCCAACCUUUUCCGAGAGGAGUGGAGCGGCCUACUGGAGGAACUGGUCCAACAGGGUCUGAUUGACCAGGAGGCUGCCCAGAACAACUCAGAGCUGCACAUUGUUGGAAUGGUGGGAUCUAUCGAUAAUGACUUCUGUGGUACUGACAUGACCAUCGGGACAGACUCCGCCCUGCACAGAAUCAUUGAGGUGGUGGACGCCAUCAUGACUACUGCGCAGAGUCACCAGAGGACGUUUGUGCUGGAGGUCAUGGGAAGACAUUGUGGGUACCUUGCUCUAGUAAGUGCUUUGGCUUGUGGGGCUGACUGGGUCCUGAUCCCUGAGAUGCCUCCUGAGGACGGAUGGGAGGAACAGAUGUGUCAAAAACUGUCUGAGAACCGCGCCGGUAAGAAACGGCUCAAUAUCAUUAUCGUAGCGGAGGGGGCCAUAGAUUGCCACAACAAGCCUAUCACUACUGAAUAUAUAAAGGAUCUUGUGGUUCGCUGUCUGGGGUUUGACACCCGGGUUACCAUCCUGGGUCACGUGCAGAGAGGGGGAACCCCGUCUGCCUUUGACAGGAUCCUGGCCAGUCGUAUGGGAGUGGAGGCCGUCCUGGCCCUCCUGGAGGCGUCAGCCACCACCCCGGCCUGCGUUGUGUCUCUGUGUGGGAACCAGGCAGUCCGUCUGCCCCUCAUGGAGUGUGUUCAGAUGACACAAGAUGUCCAGAAAGCCAUGGAUGAGAAGAAUUUUGAAGAAGCUGUGAGACUACGUGGCAGGAGUUUCGAAAACAACCUGAACACCUACAAACUCCUCUCUUUCCGUAAAGCCGACUCGGAGCUCCCACAUGAGGAGAAUGGUUCGCCAUAUAAUAGCUCCUUUAACGUGGCCGUCCUGAACGUGGGAGCCCCCGCGGCGGGCAUGAACGCUGCCGUACGCUCGGCCGUCAGGGUGGGCAUCAGCGAGGGGCACAAGAUGUUUGCCGUUAACGACGGUUUUGAGGGAUUCUACAAGGGACAGAUAAAGGAGAUUAAAUGGGGAGAUGUAGGGGGCUGGACGGGCCAAGGAGGGUCAAUCCUGGGAACGAAGAGAACCCUUCCAGCAAAGUAUCUUGAUAAGAUUGCUGAACAAAUCAGGAUACAUAACAUCAAUGCCUUGCUCGUUAUCGGUGGAUUUGAGGCGUUUGAGUGUCUGCUGCAGCUUUAUGAGGCCCGGACCAGCCAUGAAGACUUUUGCAUCCCGAUGUGUAUGCUGCCUGCCACCAUUAGUAACAAUGUCCCCGGUACCGAUCUGAGUAUUGGUGCUGACACUUCCCUCAAUGCCAUCGUGGAGACGUGUGACCGCAUCAAGCAGUCGGCCAGCGGGACCAAGCGGCGUGUGUUCAUCAUCGAAACCAUGGGGGGGUACUGCGGGUACCUGGCCAGUGUGGGGGGGCUGGCAGCUGGGGCUGACGCCGUCUACAUCUACGAGGAGCCCUUCGACAUCCGGGACCUCCAGUCCAACGUUGAACAUUUGACUGAGAAGAUGAAGACGGGCAUCCAGAGAGGCUUGGUGCUCAGGAAUGAGAACUCAAACGUGAACUUUACCACAGACUUCAUCUACCAGCUUUACUCUGAGGAAGGUAAAGGAGUGUUUGACUGCAGGAAGAACGUCCUUGGCCACAUGCAGCAGGGAGGUGCGCCUUCCCCGUUCGACAGGAACUUUGGAACCAAGAUUUCAGCUAAAGCAAUUCAGUGGAUUUCAAAAAAACUUAAGGAGUCUUACAAAGAAGGGAAGGUGUUCGCUAACACGGAGGACACUGCCUGUUUGCUGGGAAUGCGUCGCAGAGCCCUGGUGUUCCAACCAGUGGUGCAGCUGAAAGAAGAGACAGACUUUGUCCACAGGAUCCCUAAGGAGCAGUGGUGGCUGAAGCUCCGCCCCCUGAUGAAGAUCCUGGCCAAGUACAAGACGAGCUACGACGUUUCCGACUCCGGCCAGCUGGAGCACGUGACCCGGAUCAGGCCCAAGAAGGACUGAGCCCGCUAGUCUCCGGCUGACCAGCACACAGCUAAUCUAGAUAGUCUAGUCGUUGCAGAGCGCUGGGCAGCUCUGGGUUGAUCACUCUGUAACCGUGGUAAUUCUUACCAGCACUAUCCGUCCCGUCUAUAUUCCUUUCCUUUCAGAAGCUGCUUGAGGACUCCGUUCUCCACCGGUCUUUCCUUGGCACAGUGGUGGAGAACUUGGAUGUAGUUUGCCAUCGUGGUCUCAAGGGUCAGUGUUACAUGGUAUAUACUUGAAUCUGUGACCCAACGUUUUCUAUAUGUUAUGUUGCUUUGCGCUAAAAAAGUCCACGUUACAAAUUAAUGACAACAUAUGGUAUGUUACUUGAACUUGUUACAAAUGGAGGCGGAGUUCCACCCCCCCCCCCCCCGGCCUUUACCAAAACACCAUCACAGCCUGUCUGUUUGAAUGUAACAGCGCUCAACACAGCCCCUUGUGGCUGUAGCUAAACAUAACAUCAUAUGAAAUGGAGUGUCGCAGAUUUGUUAUCUGUGCUGUCUAUUCUGAGACCAGUCUGAGUCUGUGCCCAUGGGUGGUUCUUCUCUGCCGUCAGAGCAGACUGUUUCUCACCACCUAUGCCAGAUGAACCCGUGUUGUCGUCGUCACUCCUUUCCCUGCCUACUUGCACUUGUACCAAACCUGGGUUAGUGCUGUACGUCCUUUGUUUUGCUGCUGUAUUUUUGUGGUUUUGUCGAGGAUGCGUUUGAAUUCCAUUAUUAUGCAAUAUAACCUUGUUUUGUUGUGUCGACUCGCAGUGUGAACUGAUUGUUUUGUCUGAGUAAUUAAAUGAUAUUUAUUGUGAUGAGUUAUGACAUUUCUGCACCUCACCUUAUUCUUCAUAUAUCACAGAAUAAAAAUGGAUGCUUGGUGGAA
This is a messenger RNA of Esox lucius (northern pike), 3490 nucleotides long. It is a transcript of the gene pfkpb, whose product is annotated as phosphofructokinase, platelet b. The record is from RefSeq and is a predicted model, not a curated record. Gene Ontology annotation, cellular component: membrane; cytoplasm; 6-phosphofructokinase complex. Gene Ontology annotation, biological process: fructose 6-phosphate metabolic process; fructose 1,6-bisphosphate metabolic process; canonical glycolysis. Bases 221 to 2593 code for a protein of 790 amino acids. The transcript is spliced from 23 exons. Lineage: Eukaryota; Metazoa; Chordata; Actinopteri; Esociformes; Esocidae. Gene Ontology annotation, molecular function: 6-phosphofructokinase activity; ATP binding; identical protein binding.